Molecule: messenger RNA, 2764 nt
Organism: Pseudoliparis swirei
Lineage: Eukaryota; Metazoa; Chordata; Actinopteri; Perciformes; Liparidae
Product: CD9 antigen-like
Exons: 8
Coding region: 91-726 (211 amino acids)
Cellular component (GO): membrane
Source: RefSeq, a predicted model, not a curated record
UCUCGUGUGGACCGUUAUUGUCACAGUGCGCUUAGCCAACACAAGUCAGAGCUUUUUGCAGGAUAACGGCAACAACACAAUCCAGCCAAAAUGUCGAAAGUGGAAGGAGGAAUGAAGUGUGUCAAAUACCUUUUGUUCGUGUUCAACUUCAUCUUCUGGUUGAUGGGAUCCUUUGUUCUGGCGGUGGGACUUUGGCUGCGCUUUGAUCCAGAAACCGUGUCUCUUCUCAAUGGGGACAAGGCUCCAGACACGUUCUUCAUUGGUGUCUAUAUCCUGAUAAGUGCAGGCAGUAUGGUGAUGUUGGUCGGCUUCUUUGGCUGUUGUGGAGCUGUUCGGGAAUCUCAAUGCCUGCUUGGUUCAUUCUUUGCCUGUCUGAUGAUCAUCUUUGGUGCGGAGGUGGCAGCAGGGGUGUUUGGAUUCAUAAACAAAGACAAGAUUAUCAAAGACGUUCAGACCUUCUACACAACAACCUACAAUGAAAACAAUAACAGCACAUUAAUCAUUUCAUACCAGAAAGUAUUGAACUGCUGUGGGACCACAGAAAGCCCCUGCCCUGACCCCCCAACAGAUGCUAAAGACUGUAAGACAAGCAUCAAAGAGUUCUUCAACAGCAAACUCUACAUCAUUGGAUACGUGGGCAUCGGCAUCGCUGGAGUCAUGAUCAUUGGGAUGAUCUUCAGUAUGGUGCUCUGUUGUGCCAUUCGCAACACCAGGGAGGUCAUCUAAGCUGGACCCUUGACCUCUACCUCUUCUGUACCCAGCCCCAAAAGACUGUCCAUCCUUCAGAUGAAAUGUCAACCGUAUUUCUAUCAUCCUUCCAGGGACCCAGGAAAUAGAUCAUGUUCAAAAAUAACCUUUCCACUAUGGUGCUCAAACCAGCUAUCCUGGCAUCAUUUUCCACUACUUUAUUAUUUGCACUCCCAAGCAAAGUAGCACCCUCUUCCUUCCAUAACAUCCCGAUAAGACAAAAACAGCAGGAUCAGUGUGAUUUCUGAUGUUUACCUGACAAUCUGUCAAAUAGUUUUCCUCUUCGUGGCCAUUUGGUCACCAUUAUACAUUUCCACCCACAUACGGUUGCAGUAGUGUCAAUGCUUUUUCACACAGCCUUGCCACUGACCCCUCAACUGUGGGAAACCUUAGCCCCGAGAGAGCCAACCCAAGAGGUGAAAGCAAUGUUGUGUUACAUGAGAUCACAGCCUUAAAAAAAGGUUGGCUGGAGACUCGGAGGGAAUCCUGAUUGGUGCAAUCAGAUUGGGAUGUCACGAGGGAAUGGCCAGUGAAUGUUUCGGGAAUGCAUCCAUCGUACCGCCCCAGUGCUCUUAAACUCACACACAGUACACACUCUGUGUGAACUUCACAAUCAACAGAGAUGUGUCUUUACAGGAAAGAUCUGCAGUUAUCUGAAAUGAACAGUUCAUCGUCUUGGAGAAGAAGCAUAUUCGCUUUGUUGUCGGGAGAUAGUUGAGGAGAUUGAAGCCAGCAGUCGGUCGGUUAAGCUGUAUCUCAUAUUGACUUUAAAGAAAUGAGAGUGGAAUUGAUCUUCUCAUCUCACUCUUGGCUAGAAUGUAAAUAAGUAUAUUUCCUCACGAUUCCUUUAGUUUUAGGCCAUUUACAACAAGUCCUGCAUACUGUAUAUAGUUCAAACAAUCCACACCAGCUGAACUAAAAAAACACAUUUUAUUUUUCGGACCCUGAAGAAAAUGCUCUCUUACAUAAGAGAGUAUUCCUGAGUCUCUGUUGACUGUAUAUCAAUAUCAUGUGGAUGUUAACUGGCAAAAGGCAGUCGGGCUGUGAAAUUGGGUUAUUCAAACCAGUAGUAUCUCUCCCCACCUCCAUCUUCUUCUUUCCCCUCUGUGCCUUAAAAGUACACCACCCGCAACAAAACAAAAACUGAGAAAUUUAUUCCGCUCACCUCUUCAAACGCAGCAGAUAAGAGGUUUAGAAAGACAAGCUCGACCUCCAAUGACUUCCUUUCAUAGGAUCACUCAGGCCGCUAAUUAAUUAAUGAGUUAAUUAUGUAGGACUGGUGUGUAAAUAUAUGUGACUUUCCUUGUAGAUGUACGUUACUUGUGGAUGAUAGUAGAAUCUACACACAGCUUGUUAAAUAGGGACUACACUGUAGAUAGAAGCAUGCAGUAGUUGCAUAAUGUCCAUGUAGUCAUGACAGUGUUUGCACUAGUCAAAGCAAAUCCACACCACUCACAGCUUCUUAACAUGCCUUUCUUUGAUAACGAGCUCUCUAAACAACGGGCUGUAAGAACGUAGUAACGCCUGUAGCUAAAAUGUACAUAUGUUUGUAGAGUUGGACUGCAAGUAAUUGUUACACACAUUCGACUUGCCAUUAUUGUUUUGGUGUGUCACACUUCUUCUCUGCUGGAGAGCUGGAGUGGUGGAAGCAACAACUUCUCUGCCAACUAUUUCAAAAGCCUCUUGGUCACAAGUGAGGAUAUAAAAAAGGCUUUUUUUCUCCACUCCAGCAGACGGUGUUUACUCUGAGGAGUGACACAGCAGAGUCACGAGACUGUCACUUCACAGGCUGUGUGGAGUUACAAUAGGAUGAACUAGGAACAGUUACGUGGGACUCAAUCAUCUUCUCAGUUGUAUUUGUUUCAACAAAUCUAGGGAUGUAAUGAACUGUGCACAUAAAAAGACAGCGCACAGUCGAGCCUUUCGUAGUUGAUUGUGUGUUAAUUUAUUUUGAUACCAUUCCAGGCUUCUCAGGAAGAUAGUUGUUUGAAGUUUAAUAAAGCUUUUAAAGUUGUAA